AAAUUUUACUAGAAGAGAGUCAAACAAAUCACUGGCACUUGCCGCUGCUGCAGUUUCUGAUUUCCAGAAAUCUUGCGAUUGGUGAUAGAGAAAAAAAAAAAAACGAGAAUCUAAACAGAGAAUGAAGAGAGUAUACUCAAUUUGUUCGCUCAAAUAUUUAGGGUUUGUGAAACGAAGAGUAAUCUAUAAUAAGUUUGAAAUCAAUGUCUAUCGCUUUUACUCCGAUGAUCCUUCCCAUUUUUCCUCCACAAAACCUCCAGGGCCACUUGCGCGCUACAAAAAUUUGGUUGAUCAAGGAAAACUGAGGCAUGAUCCCUACCAGGAAAGGAUUGCUUUUGAAUUAGAAAAAUUGCUUGGAAGAUUGGAACAGUACGAGAAGGAUAUGGAGGAGUAUCAUUUGAACCUAGCUAACUGGGAGAAGAAGAGGGAGAAUGAGCGGCUCAAGCUUUUGAUGGAGGAAGCUGAGCAGAAGCAGCAGCAGGGGGGCAUAUGGUCAUCAGUAAAUAAGCAUCGGAAUAGACUUGUCGAAAAAUUGAUGUUUAGGAAAAAACCUGAAAAUGUUGAACCUGGAGUGGGUAGAUGGGUUUCGUACCUAAAUAGAGAAAGGAAGUUAGAUUCUCUUGUUGGCCGUCGCCCCACUGCUCCUCCAGCCCCAAAAGGACUUUACAUAUAUGGCAAUGUUGGAAGCGGGAAGACCAUGCUGAUGGAUAUGUUUUACGGUGCUACUGAAGGAAUUGUUAAACAUCGCAGAAGAUUUCACUUUCAUGAGGCUAUGCUGAAUAUAAAUGAACAUAUGCAUAAGAUAUGGAAAAAUCAAGUGGAGGAACAAUCACUGCAGUCAAGCAUAUCCAGCUGGAUUGUGAAUCUUCCUUUUGAUAUGAAAGUUAAGGAGUGGUUAGCUGCAGAAGAAAGAUAUAAGAAAGAUAUGCAGAUGAAAAACAUCCUUCCUGCUGUAGCAGACAAGUUUCUUGUAGAACAGCAAGCAGAUCAAAAGGGGGCUAGCAUUCUUUGCUUUGAUGAGAUCCAGACAGUUGAUGUAUUUGCUAUUGUGGCCUUGUCUGGAAUUCUAAGCAGAUUGCUGACUACUGGAACUGUUCUUGUGGCCACCAGUAAUCGAGCACCAAAAGACUUAAAUCAGGAUGGUAUGCAGAGAGAGAUCUUCCAAAAGUUGGUUUCAAAAUUAGAGAAGCAUUGUGAGUUAGUUCUGAUUGGAAGUGAGAUUGAUUAUCGGCGUUUUAUUGCUCAAAGAUCUAAAGACAUAGUUCGCUACUUUUGGCCAUUGGAAAACAGGGUUGUGAAGGAGUUUGAGAAAAUGUGGUGUCAGGUGACAGAACAGUUGCAAGGAGAAAUCACCUCUACUGCUGUCCCAAUUAUGUUUGGAAGGGAAUUGGAGGUUCCCAAAAGCUGCAAUGGAGUGGCAAAGUUCACAUUCGAAUACCUAUGUGGUCAGCCGCGAGGUGCAGCAGAUUAUAUUGCAGUUGCAAAAAAUUAUCAUACUGUCUUCAUCUCUGAUAUUCCAAUAAUGAGCAUGCGAAUCCGUGACAAGGCACGUAGAUUUAUCACGCUCAUAGAUGAGUUGUACAAUCAUCAUUGCUGUCUCAUUUGCUCUGCAGCUUCUUCUAUUGAUGACCUAUUCCAGGGAACUGAGGAGGGUACACUUUUUGAUUUGGAAAGUUUCCAAUUUGAAACAGAGGCGGAAGGUGGAAAGCUUCGCAGAAAUGUUUUAGCUGAAGGCAAUGUGAGCACUGGAGGUGCACCAACUGGUAUAGUUUCCAUGCUAUCUGGUCAAGAAGAGAUGUUUGCUUUCCGCCGUGCAGUAAGUUUCCCGAUUGAUCGAAAUGCAGACACCUUUUUACCUGGAAGGAGUUAGAAUGCUUCACCCCUAUUUCCAAAAGCAACAUCAAGGGUUUGGAAAUAAUCAUUCAGGCAUUAUAGAAGGUGAAGCAUCACCUUGAUUAGUAAUUUUGCCGUACUUCUAAUAUAUAUUAAGCCUUCCAGCAAGUGUAUUAUAAGGGUGUAUAAUGUUUGUACCUCAAAUCGAUUUUUCUACUUUUCCAAUUUUAAGGUAUCGCUUUUAUAAAGCAUAAGAAAUAAAACUACAUCUUGUAAGAUUACAGUGAAAUAAAAUUCGGCAGUAACCCUUUCCUUUUUUU
Jatropha curcas is the source of this 2153-nucleotide messenger RNA. RefSeq names its product AFG1-like ATPase family protein. Gene Ontology annotation, molecular function: ATP hydrolysis activity; ATP binding. Gene Ontology annotation, cellular component: cytoplasm; mitochondrion. The record is from RefSeq and is a predicted model, not a curated record. NCBI's taxonomy places the organism in Eukaryota, Viridiplantae, Streptophyta, Magnoliopsida, Malpighiales, Euphorbiaceae.